Molecule: messenger RNA, 4539 nt
Organism: Pseudozyma flocculosa PF-1
Lineage: Eukaryota; Fungi; Basidiomycota; Ustilaginomycetes; Ustilaginales; Ustilaginaceae
Exons: 2
Coding region: 1-4539 (1512 amino acids)
Source: RefSeq, a predicted model, not a curated record
AUGGCCACGAUACCGCUCCAAGCGCCCGGUCCGGGCCCUACGGACCAGGCUCUGCCCGGUUACCUGUCCUACUCGGCCGUCGCGACCCAGGUGCAGACCUUGGUCGAGUCGCAGACGCGCAUCGUCUAUGAUCCCCAGGGCGGCUUUGCGCCGUACCAGACCGUCGACGUCGUCACGGCCACGGCCACCAGCGUCGACUACACCAUCGUCAAUGUGCCCCUCCUCUACACCGGUCCCUUUCCCGCGCCGCCACUAGGCUCGCUCUACACGACUCCGGGACAGUCGAUAUCGCAGACCGAUUCCGCUUCCGCUACAGCAUCGGCCACGGCAACGGCCACGGCCACACCGUCUGCAUCGGCAUCGGCAUCAGCGAGUGCCAGUGCGUCGGCAUCGGCGAGCGCGUCUGCGACAGCGUCGCCCAGCCAGCAGCAGAGCAGCGGCGCCUCUUCGCCCGCAGCGACACCAGCGCCGACCGCCAGCAGCGCUUCGGCGUCCAACAGUCAAAGCCAAAGCCCCAGCGCGAGUGCCAGCGACCCGGCGACCGCAAGCGAUGCCUCCGCCGCUUCCUCCGCGUCAGCAGCAUCUGCCUCUUCCCUCUCUGCGGCCUCCGCCUCCGCCUCCGCCUCCGCCGCGUCGUCCUCUGCCUCGGCCUCAGCAUCGAGCGCUUCUGCCGCCUCGUCUUCCGCAGCGACAACCCCCUCUUCUUCUUCGACGACGCCGCCGACCUCGUCCACGGGUGCACCCGAGCCGACCGCUUCGGUCGCCGCAUUGCCCAACGCUCGGAACAACCUCUCCGCCGGUCAGAUUGCCGGAAUCGUCAUUGGCUCCGUGCUCGGCCUGCUGCUCCUGCUCCUGCUGCUGCUCUGCUUCCUCCGAAGGAGGCGAAAUCAGAAGCGCGGCGCUGCCUAUGCUGCGGCGGGUACGGGCGGAGCGGCAGCCCGUGCUGCUGGGCCCAGGUCGAGGCUGACGAGCGCCUUCAAUCGAGGAGGCACGCGUGGCAACUACGCUGCUGUCGGCGCGGGCGCGGCUGCAGGAGCCGGAGCAGGAGCCGCUGCAGGCGCUGCCGCUGGCCGUCGCGGCAGCCUGGACAGCGACGAGUGGGAGGAGGACCAUCUCUCUGGCAGCGGCGGGUCUGGCUUCUUUGUCGUCGGCGGCAAGCGGCAGGGCUCGGCCCGCAAGCCCAGCCUGGUCGGCCGGCGCAACGGCAUCGACCCUUCCACGGCCUACGCUGCCGGUGGCGAGCCCAGCUAUACCCUGGGCAAUGCUGCUCCUUCCUCUGCCAACGGAGGCCGGGCGGCCAGCGGAAGCAAGGCCGGACUGGCCGGGCUCGGUCUCGGCGGCGGCCUGCUCGCUGCUGCCUUUGGCAAGAAGAAGAACAAGGGCAAGGAGCGCGCGACCGACGUCGAUGGCGACGACGACUUGCCGCUCAGCGAUGAGGAUGGCGCCGACGGCGAGAUGUCGGAACGUCGGGGCCUCAUGAACUUCAUGGCCGACCCGUCGGGAGCCGCUGGCGGAGGAAGGGGAGGCGUCACCGGCGAGCCAGAGAUGCAAGAAGUCUCGCGCGGUCCCGGCAGCUCCUGGCACCCGGACGGACACGCGCUCGGUGCGGCCGCCCUUGGCGCAGGUGCGGCAGGAGCCUACGCUGCGGCUCGGGGAGGACGCGACAGCCACGGAUCGAGCAGCAGCACUGCCACUCCAGAACGACAGCAUCGCAACGCUUCGAGCGCAGGCGGCAGCGGGCAGAGCGGCGGCACCAUGCUCCCCGGCAUUCGGCCAGCAUCGGGGGCCUACUCGGCCUCGGGCACCAGCAGCUCCGGAUACGGGAGGGGCAGCACGCCCUCGCCGAACCUGGGCUCGGGGUCCGGCUCGGGCGAUCGGGGCGGCACCAGCAGCAACAGCACCGGUGCGCUCACCGCCAGCGGUAGCGGCAACAGCCUGCCUCCGCCUCCGAGGGCACCCAGGGACCGCGGACCCGUCCAGACGCUGGGCAGCCUCGCCCCGAGUGGCGCGGCGAUCGGCAUCGCGCAGCACGACGCCGCUCACGGAGGCCAGGGCGCUUCGUCCGGUCCAGCGGGACUGGGCGGCGGCGGCGGCGGCGGGGAGGGCCUGCCCCGUGCAUCGGUCGAGACGAGCUCCAGCGGUGCGUCGGGCCACGGCGGCCUCAACCCGGCCCUCCUCGGCGUUGGUGGUGCCGCGGCUCUGGGCGGCCUCGGUGCUCUCGCCGCGGGGCAUCGCGAGAGCGGCGGAAGCACCUACUCCAAGGGCUUCUACCCGUCAGGCGUGCCUCCCGGUGCUGUGGGCCCACCGGAUGUCGAAGGUCGCCACGGCGCGAACCCGAGCGAGGCCAGCUGCGUCGACGGUGGCGACGAGAAGCUCGGACACCUGCGUCACGCGGACUCGGAGAGGUACAGCCGCUUCAUCUCGUCCGACACUCCCCUGCUCGGACCCGGCUUUGCAGGCGACGGCGACGCGGCAUCCGCACCCCACGCUCCCGGCGACACCAAGGACGGCGAGACGUCGUCGACGACGCCGACGGACCUUGUGGAUGGCAGCAGCGUCUACCCCGCCGUAGGUACACUGGGCGCCGCGAGCCUCGGCUUCCAGCGCGGCCGGCUGCCGACCAUCCGCAGCGUCGGCGAGUUUGGCGAGCGCAGCGGCAGCGACUCGCUGCUGCACGACGGCACGAUCCGGAGCAGCGAGAUACGGUCGUUCAACACGGGCAGCGGUGGCUCCAACGAGGCGUCUGGCAGCUCGGUGCGCGGUCCGCGCGGCCUGCCCAUUUACGAGGAGCACCAGACCAUGGGCGGCGAGGCGCUGCCCGACUACCAGACGGCGCAGGUGCAGAGCCCCGCCGUCGAGAGCGCGGCGGGCUUCCACACGCCCUUCGACUCUCCGCGCACCGCAGCCGGCGCUGCGCCCAGCCUGGUCAGCAUGGACAGCCAGCGACCCAAAUCACGCCUUGCCCCCGGCAGAUUCAGCGUCGAUGCUGGGCCCUCGACCGAGGCCGAGUCCGAGGAUCCUUUUAGCGACUCGGACCUCGCCUCUGCGGGCGUUCAGCGCGGAUUUAGCCUCGACCAGCCGGCCAACGAACGUGCUGGCCUCAUGCGCGGUGAGGGCGGCGAUGCGGGCUCGACCGCCCACGGCGCUGCGGCUGCCGGCGCCGGUGCCGGUAUCCUGGGCGGCAUGGCGGCGGGCUGGAGGAGGCUGACCAUGGGCCAGUACGGCUGGCUGCCCGGUACCGGCGACUUCAACGACGCCCCGGCCGAUCGUGGCGAUCUCGAAGAGGGCCGCGGCAGCGGCGACCUCCACGGCGACGAUCUCGACAACGACGACGACGGCCAUCAUCGCCGCCUGGGCAGCCACGGCUCUCUGGGCGCGGCCAACGAGGCCGGACCCUACUCGGACGUGAGGAGCGAGCGGGCCAGCGUCUACAACCCGUCUGCGCUGGGCCACAGCAGCCAGGGCACGCCGGGCACGCGCAACCACUCUUCGCGAGAAGGGUCGGGAGGCAGCGGCGAACGGUCGCAGCAUUCGAUGCUGCCGAGCCACGCCGAGGAAGGCGUCGCCGUCGGUGCAGCUGCUGCUGGCGCCGGCGCUGCUGCGGCCGGAAUGGGAGCUUCCGAGUUCGGGGGCGACCGUAACCGUCGGGCUCUGGGCAAUCCGAGCCUGGGCAGCCUCAGCGGGCAGAGUGGCCACUCGAGCUCGCAGUCGCGCCGAGGCGGGUACGCGGCGAGCGUGUCGAACUCGUCGGUGAGCGGCCGCCGUUCGGCGAGCGUCAGCACGGGUCUCGACAGCCUGAGCCAGGUGGCCCAGCUGAGCUCGAGCAACACGGGCAGCAGCGGCAGCCGAUCCGGCUACGGCUCCUCGCGCCGCACCGGGCGGUCGGCGGCGGGCGGGCCGAGCGAGGUGAGCCUGAGCGGGGCCAGCACGGGAGCGGCGAGCUACAGCCCGAGCGGCACCAACCUCACUCGGGCCAACACGGCGAGCACGCGCGGUGCGGGCGCCGAGAGCUACGCGCCGACGAGCCUGGCGAGCUACAACCCCUCGCGGCGCAGCGGCGAGUCUGCGAGCAUCCUGACGGAUGCGGCCGACGCCGGGUGGGAUAGCAGCGAGGCGCAGAGCAGCAGCCGCGCGACGCAGGGCGCGACGAGCAGCUCCAUGGAGCGGCGCAAGCGGCCGCGCAGCAACAGCGAGGACGGGCUGCGCCGCCUCUCGAGCCUGCGCGAGUCGGCGGGCGAGUCGGAUCCGUUUGGCGAUCCCGCGUCGUCGUCGUCGUUGUCGUCGUCGUCGCCCUCUCGGCCUCGCGGCGGGCACUAUCCGAGCCCGAGCCUCGGCGAUGCCGUGAUCCGAUCGGCGUACCGCCAGCAACUGGCACCCGCCCGUGCGGCCGAAGCGGCCAGUCGCGGAGGAGGUGUCCCGUCGUCGUCUUCGCAGCCGCUGCCGCGAGCGCAGGAGGAGGAGGAAGGCGGCGGCGACGAAGCCGACGAGGGCGCGACCGGCGGUGGCAACACCCGCUGGCCCAAGUUUCUCCGGUUCUGA